CGCACCACUUCCAUCACCGAAUUCCGUUUUUUGCCGUUUAAAUUCUAACCGCCUUUGAAUCGACUUUCUCUUUCUAUCAAUCACCCAAAACCCAUGGCCAUCGGAACCCCAAAAUCUCCGCCGGUUCUCUUUCUCACUCUCAUCCUACUAAUUACCAUACUACCCUCCUCCACCCCUCUCCCCAUCCCCAUCCCCUCCACCUUCCACUCCCUCUUCUCCCUCUCCCACUCUCUCCUCACGCGCGUCGCCAACCUACGCGCCGCCCGCGGCGACAUCUCCGGCUCAACCCGAGCCAGAACCAUAGCCCAAAACAUUCAGAAACACAGCAACGGCUUCAGCUUCUAUGGGACAAUGUGGUCUGUUGGGUGGGACUAUUUGAAGAACUAUGCGUGGAGAGACGUUAAAACGGCGUCGUUUGAGAUGGUGGGUGCGGUUUCUGAUAUGAAUGAGUUGCUUAAAGGGUUGGGUGAGUUGACUGGGUUGGACUCGGAGGUGGAUCGGGUGCAGUGGGUGAGGAGGAAUUAUGGGAGAUUGUUUAAGGUUGCGAAGUCGCUGGUUUAUCGGUUGCUUAAAAUGUUCAGUCAACCGGGUCCUUUGAAGGAUGCAGUUGAGAUGCUACGGACAGAAAUCGUGGAUGGCGGGUUGUUGCAGGACUGCCUUGAAUUGGGUAGCAAUGAUUUAAAGGGUGUGAUUCAGAUACUAAAAGAUUUAACUUCACAGUAUACCACUAGCAGCAGCAGCAGCAGUAAGACAGAGUUAUGAGUUGGUAUCCUGACUUUGGUGUAAAUUCACUUUAACACUUCAUAAAAUGUUGCUUUUUCUUAAUAAUAUGUGGGGCAAUCACUGCUGAAAAACAAUCUGGUAGACUCGCAUUGUAGGAGUAUAGGUUCAAAUGAGAAUCAUUAUGAACCAAAUUCUUGGUUCUUGGAUUUAUCUGAAUGGAUGACUUAGAUCUCC
Helianthus annuus (common sunflower) is the source of this 957-nucleotide messenger RNA. RefSeq lists its product as uncharacterized. The record is from RefSeq and is a predicted model, not a curated record. The transcript is spliced from 2 exons. Bases 94 to 762 code for a protein of 222 amino acids. NCBI's taxonomy places the organism in Eukaryota, Viridiplantae, Streptophyta, Magnoliopsida, Asterales, Asteraceae.